Bacidia gigantensis is the source of this 1086-nucleotide messenger RNA. RefSeq lists its product as uncharacterized. The transcript is spliced from 2 exons. NCBI's taxonomy places the organism in Eukaryota, Fungi, Ascomycota, Lecanoromycetes, Lecanorales, Ramalinaceae. The coding region runs from base 1 to 1086 and encodes 361 amino acids. The record is from RefSeq and is a predicted model, not a curated record.
AUGUCUGGGUCCGUCAGUCCACAGGUGGACGUUGGUGCUCUCAGUAUUCGCGGCUUAUCCACUUUUGGCCCUCUGUUGGCCGCUCUUUCUGCAGACAACGUUGCACCAACCGCGGCGAUCCAGUUGGAGCAGCUUGGUGCAAUGUUCCUCAUUAGCGGCAAGCAUGCCGCUGAAAUACCUGAUCAUUUGCAGCGAUGUUCUUCUAUUCCUAUCGGCCGCUUAGCCUUGUCUGUUGGAUGGCGUAAAGGAGAUACCGCGUCCGCGAUGGCAUCCUCCGCAGGUGGCCAAGCAGUAGCUUUGCUCUCUUUGUGCUUAUUCAACCUUUACAAGGAUUCUCACGCUGGAGAGAUUCUCUUUGGGCUAAGUCAAAGGGUACUACCCGCCGCCCUUAGCAUCUCUAGUGUUGCUCAGCUGGUAGACGUUGGCAAGCUCCUUCGCGCUAAAUUAGACAUAUUGGGAUUCGGCAAUGAAUUAGCAUGGCAGGUCGUGAGACUUCACAACGCCUAUGAACAGCAAGGCUUGGGUGUUCCAGACAACCUUUUGGAUCUUAUGAGUGUAGAAUCGAUGAUUGAUUUGUUGGAAAAUAUGUCUAUAGCUCUUCGUGAUGACACAAAACUUGUGCGAAUUACCGGCACUUAUGGUCUUGGCCAAGUUCUUGGACUUACGCUGACCAUGUUCCCUCAAGAUACAUUAGUAACCGUUAAUGGAAUAGUGAUUUUUGAGGGCUCGGGGAAGGCCAUUGUGUUAGAGUUCGGCACAGGCACCAAAAAUGCUGGUACCUCUCAAUGUGUACUUGAGUCACGAUCAAAUGGAGUUACCCCUCUUCAAUCUAUCCAAUUUGGAACAGGCCCCGAGCUUGACUUCCCGGCAUUUACAUAUACCUGGAUAAAUUGGGUGAAAGACCACCUGCAGCUAACCUUUUUGAAAUUGGGUGUGACCUGUUCUACAAGCCUUCUCGCAGCAUGUGCCGAGAUCUCGAUUGCCAUUGCGGCAUCUCCAGAGCUGACUGAUAGAUCUCCGGUUAACAGAACUAUAUUACCUACUGGCCCAAUUUUGGACCCUAUAGACUAUUCGAAGCAAGAGUAG